AUGUUGCGCCAUGUUGUCGGCUUAGCUCAGCCGGUUUGGCGCGGUUCUCGCACCUGGCGUGGGUUUGCAACUACUGCAUUUACCGUACCAGCGCAGAACAACACGCCAGAGCAAACGUUGUUUGUGGCCGGCCUCAAUGAAGGCAAGUUCUUUGGCCAGGACAGCGCCGAGGAAACGUUGAAAAUGGUGGAGCGCGUUGCGCAACACAACCCGGAGUACACCUUGCUGUUCGGGAUUCCGGAGAGGAGGUUUGAGAACUUGGAGCUAGAGCACCGGACGAAGGAUGGCAGGCUUACACCAAGCCGCCAGCUUGAAGACAAGCUUCACUGCGAGAUGAUCCCAGUGAUGCAGGCAGGAAUGGUGGACAAACGCCCGCGAAGAGCACUGGGCCGACCGGUCUACAUAGAUCAGGUGCACGCGGCAUGGAUGCUGUGGUCACACCCGCGGGAAGCCAUCAAAGUGUACUGGGCGUUUUGGCGCCGAAAGAAUUACAAGGACGCGGAAGCGCGAAAGUUUUGGACGACCCAUUUUCCGGCCGCGCGCUGA
Messenger RNA from Symbiodinium natans, 546 nucleotides. The record is from the annotation of a GenBank genome assembly. NCBI's taxonomy places the organism in Eukaryota, Dinophyceae, Suessiales, Symbiodiniaceae.